Messenger RNA from Pyrus x bretschneideri (Chinese white pear), 1416 nucleotides. RefSeq names its product vegetative cell wall protein gp1. The transcript has a single exon. Lineage: Eukaryota; Viridiplantae; Streptophyta; Magnoliopsida; Rosales; Rosaceae. The coding region runs from base 1 to 1416 and encodes 471 amino acids. The record is from RefSeq and is a predicted model, not a curated record.
AUGGCAUCCCAACCUUCUCGUCCGUGGUUCCGGCUGGGCUCCUUUGUCCGUCCGGUCAGCACCCCAGCCCCUGCCCCAACUCCUGCGCCCGCCCCCGCCCCCAUGGUUAUACCUUCAAUGAGGCCAAUAGCUCCUGCUCCUGAGCCUACUCGUCCACCUACCACCACUGCUCUUCCACCGCCCCCUCCUCCUGCCGCAGUGGCACCACCACCUGACGCCACUGCUCCGCCGUCACCACCACCGCCUGCAGCUACUCCAUCACCUCCCCCUCCUCCUCGUGUGACUACUUCAUCAGUUCCGUCAUCACCAGUAAACAAAGCAUCAGUUCCGUCAUCACCAGUAAACAAAGCUGCAUCUUCUUCAGUGCCAUCAUCUCCUGCAACCAGGGUUUCUGGAGCCCCAUCAUAUUCAGGGGUACCUUCUCCUACUAGAACCAAAGCCACUACUACUUCAACUACUACUUCUGUGCCAACUUCUCCAGCCAACAAACCACAAACUCCCAGCACUUCUCCGCCAAAACCUGCCAUCUCCGCUACAAAUUCUCCUCCAUCUUAUAAACCACUCCCACCACACACUUAUUCUCCACCAAAACCCACCACCAUUUCAUCCACUGCUAGGGAGGCUAAUAAUUACAACAACCAAUCUCCCAAAACCAUCGGGCCGGCCGUUAAUCAAACCCCACCUCCUUCACCAAAGCUCAAACAAACCGCCCCACCGCCAUCUCCUCUCACUCUUCCACUAUCUCAGCUAAGGCCGAACACUUCAGAUAAUCAAACUGACCAACCCAAGUUUCCCAUUGAGGCGCAGAAGACAGUGCUGGUCCAACAGAAAACCAUUGAUCAACAGAAACCCAAUUCAUGGUUCAGCAGCUUCAUCUCCGGAAACUCGAAAGGCGAAGACUUUCGCGAGUCCCCGAAGCCUAGCAAUAAGUCCCUCAGCUCAAAAAACGAAGGAGAAACAAAAGAGAGACUCAUAUCUCACAAGAAGUCUCCGUCUAGUUCCGAUCACGAGGCAGCUGGCAUGAGGGUUAUCACCGUUGCAGGGGAAAAUAGAGGAGCGCUCAUGGAACUCAUAAAAUCUCCAAAGAAACAUGGAAGUGGGGAGCACUCUCAUCACAUUCACAAGAAGGGCAAUGGCAAAACCCUAAUGGGGAAUCAAUCUGAUCAGAGCAGCUACAGUGGCAGCGAAGAAGGCAAGCACAAAAGCAAAGAUAAAAUUCACAGAGCAGGGAAAGCUGCAGCAUCAAAGCCUACAAGUGCCUUCAUGAACAGCAAUGUUCAAGGAAUCAACAACUCCAUUAUAUACAACAGUUCUCUCACUCACCAUGAUCCUGGGGUCCACCUAGCUUUCUCCGGGAAGCCCAACGGAGAAGGGUUUGAGGCCAAGAGCCACCAUGCCAAUGGCCUCAACAGUUAG